AUGGAUACUGGUGAAUUCGUUCAGUCGAAAUUUGCUCAGGCGCUCAAAACCCAGAACACAGUCACAAGGUCCUACCCCUGUCCUUAUCCAGGACACGAAGGCCGGAUUUUCCCGAACGCUGAACAGCUAUAUGACCAUGGAAGGAUAGACCAUCGUGCCGAUUUUGAGGGCUUGAACUCGAGACAGGCACGAGAUAAGUUUCGCGAGCUGAGUAUAAAGUUCAGAAGGUCGGAUCACUCGUCAGCUGCAACUGCGGGAGAUCGGUCAGCACCUGAUAUUGGAGGUCUUACUAUAGAUUCAGGAAAGAACUCCCGACAGAACUCGCCACCGUCCGGUAGGAAACGACCGGCAGAGCAUGAGUUUACUAGUCCGAGGGGAAAGGGUCCUUCUCAUGUGGAGGUAGUCGAUUCGGAAUACUCGAGACAGAUUCCUCAUACUGUUGUAUCGGAUCGGACACGACCGAAACCACAAGAUGCACGCCUCUUUGACCCAAAGCAGAGCACCAAAGGUACUCCAUCUCCAUACCAGACGACGCCCGAGCCCUCCAGCGAAUGGUCAAUGGAAGCUACGAAGAGCAAUCAAUUACAAUCCUUGCAACCUCAAUCCCCUGCUCAUUCAACACAACGAUCUAUUCUUAAACCUCAACAAUCUCAACGCCAACCAGGCCUUAUUGAGCUCCAGCGCUAUGAUCCUCGGUAUCCAGGUCUACUGUUGCAGCCAGAUAGUAGGCCUAUCUCUCAAGAGCAACUUGCAUCUGAAGUGAAAUCAAUCUAUGCGGGACUAACUAUGGUGGAGACUAAGUGUAUACACGUUGAUCGUGCGCAAGCUGCAGCUGCGCAAGACAGCGACACCAAGCUUGCAUCUGAUCAUUGGCAGGCCUUAAUCGCUCUUCAUCGCACUCUUCUACACGAGCAUCACGAUUUCUUUCUAGCUAGUCAACACCCUUCUGCAUCGCCAGCUCUUCGUCGUCUUGCGGCUAAAUAUUCCAUGCCUGCGCGGAUGUGGAAGCAUGGGAUUCAUUCCUUUUUGGAACUACUUCGAAGACGUCUUCCCGACAGUAUCGAUUAUAUGUUGGCGUUCAUAUAUUUAGCCUAUCAAAUGAUGGCGUUAUUGUAUGAAACCGUUCCGGCUUUCGAGGAUACAUGGAUCGAAUGCCUAGGAGACCUUGGACGCUACCGGAUGGCUAUCGAAGACGAGGACGUCCGCGACCGCGAGACCUGGGCAGGCGUCGCACGCUCUUGGUAUACCAAAGCUGCUGAUAAGAAUCCUACUGUGGGUCGAUUGUAUCAUCAUUUGGCCAUUCUGGCGCGGCCCAAUGCCCUCCAACAGAUGUACUACUACUCCAGGUCUUUGACUUGCGUCAAGCCAUUUCAGAGCGCGCGGGAAUCGAUCUUGACUCUGUUGGACCCGAUUCUUGGUCGUGCAGGCGCAACUCUUACGCAUGCUCUAGCGAUCGAUACCAGCUUCAUCAAAGCACAUGGUCUACUGUUCGAAAAGUCGCCAGUAAUGGAUGUCAAAGGUCAGGACGAGUUCCUCAGCGCAAAGGCAGAGUUUAUUGGAAAUUUGGACAAUCAUAUCGGACGUGUGACAGCGAAGUGGAAGGAGCAGGGCGUAUAUAUCGCAGUGACCAACAUCGCCAGUUGGUUUGAAUAUGGGCUGAACGAGAACAUUCUUCGCCAGGCUUCCCUUCAUCCGAUCAACUUGAAGGCACAGGACCCCUCUCAAAACGCUGUUGAAGACAAGAUCCGGAGUGCAUCCUCAGCUGACCAACAGAACCCAACGAAACCGAUACUAAGUGAGAAAGAUAUCUCGGAGGCGCUGAAAGGAGAUGAGGCACACGGGAUAAAGCCAUGGGCAAUGCGUGGCACAAUUCCCAACGCCAAACUAAUUACUCACGAGACUUUUGCUCUCGUCCUUCGCCGCAUUGGCGACAAGAACGUGCUUCCUCACGUACACAUUAUGCUCGCUUUUCUUUCCAGCUUCGCUUCUAGUAAAUACGUUUCCGAUCUCAUUCAAGAUGCACCUUGGACUGAACUCGUUGCUUUUCUGAAUACCUUGGUCAAGACUGAGAACCAGAUACAAAGUCAGUCGCAAACGCAAACACCAAACAUCAAUGAUUUGUUGGCCUCAAAUGUAUUCCCUGGAGAGGGGGAAAGGGGCGACGAGCUACCGCUGCCGGAAGAUUACCUCGUGCGAGGCUUGAUCUGGGCGGACGAUUACUUUCCCAAGAAAUGGUUCGAAAGGGAGCACGACGAGGAAGAGCGAUACCUGGAAUUAGCAAGUACAGUGAAGAACCGUAUGGAGAGGGUAUUGAGGCUUGGUUAUUCUAUUGCGAAGCAUCAAACUUGGAUCACAUACGACAAAGACUCGCAUACAUUCUCUGUCAGAUGA
Alternaria alternata is the source of this 2391-nucleotide messenger RNA. RefSeq lists its product as hypothetical. The transcript is spliced from 3 exons. The coding region runs from base 1 to 2391 and encodes 796 amino acids. The record is from RefSeq and is a predicted model, not a curated record. Gene Ontology annotation, cellular component: telomerase holoenzyme complex. Gene Ontology annotation, biological process: nuclear-transcribed mRNA catabolic process, nonsense-mediated decay. NCBI's taxonomy places the organism in Eukaryota, Fungi, Ascomycota, Dothideomycetes, Pleosporales, Pleosporaceae. Gene Ontology annotation, molecular function: telomeric repeat DNA binding; protein binding; telomerase RNA binding.